UCUGCAAUAAAAAGACAAUCACUCAUCAAUACAAAGUUCAGAUUCCACAUGGGAAUUUUAUAAGAAUUGUCAAAACCAAUUUUAAAUGUUUCACUCCGAGAAGAUGAGGAAAAAUAUCUAGUCAUUGAAAGACAUUCACGGUUUUCACUAUUCAAGAAAGGAAAUUGAUAGUGACUCUCGGUUUUGCUCUGACCUGUGUACCCACGCAAAUUGAUAUUGGAUUAGUUUCAAUGCCGUUCAAGAUAAUGUGAGAAAACUCUUUUGAUUUGUUGUAGGCAACUAAUGGGAGAGGAGCUGUCAGGCCUAAGUGUGACGGACCUCCAAAGUUUAGAGAAUUGUCUUGAAAUGAGCCUACGUAGUGCCAGAAUGAGGAAGGACCAUCUUUUGAAAAGUGAAAUUGAAGAGUUACAAAGGAAGGGUAGCCUAAUUCACCAGGAAAACAUGGAACUCUGCAGAAGAGAGAAUCUCAUGUCACAACAAAAAAUGGAACUACAUAGAAAGGCCAGUGAAACAAGAGGUGUUGCUAAUGCAAAUAAAAGCUCUGGCACUACCUACAGUUUUGCUAUAGCACAAGAUGCAGAUGUCCCUGCUAAUAUUGAACUGAGCCAAUCACAACAAAAAGAGGGAGAGCAAUGCAAAAUAGGGGCUCCAGAACUGGGCACACUUCAGCUGCACUAAGAAGAUGCAGUACAAGCUGGACAAUAUCAUGAUGUUCCACAGAUUCCAACACGCAAUGUGCCUUUUGGUUGUAAUGAGUAUUUUGUGCCAUAUACUAGCUGAGUGAACAAAUGGUUUGUGUACAAACUACGAUAGGACCAGUUAUGUUAUCUGAGGGCAGAGGCUCUGCUGUAUUGAAAAUGCAACAUAUUUGUUAUUGUAAUGACUAAU
This is a messenger RNA of Phragmites australis (common reed), 888 nucleotides long. Its product is annotated as MADS-box transcription factor 57-like. Gene Ontology annotation, cellular component: nucleus. The record is from RefSeq and is a predicted model, not a curated record. Gene Ontology annotation, biological process: regulation of DNA-templated transcription. Lineage: Eukaryota; Viridiplantae; Streptophyta; Magnoliopsida; Poales; Poaceae. The coding region runs from base 283 to 678 and encodes 131 amino acids. The transcript is spliced from 5 exons. Gene Ontology annotation, molecular function: DNA-binding transcription factor activity.